CUGUGGCUACAGCUCAUCGCAGCGAAGUGACAAAACCAGAGCUAACCGGACCCGCCGCAUUUCAGUCUUCCUCGUUGGCCCGUUGCCCCCCUCGUCGCCAUGGCCGCGCUCUGCCCCAACCGCGCCACGGCCCUCCCGUUCCUCCCGGCUCUUCGGUCCCCUCCUCGCCGGCUUUCGCCCACGGCCUUCGUAGCCUCCGUCGUCCGGCCCCGAGGUCCCCGCAUCGUCCUUCGUGGUUCCAGGCAUCCUGAUCUUCCGGCAAGAAAUUCUGUAUGGUUUGAGAAUGCAACAAUGUUGCGGACGGAGCACAAGAAGAAGGCUCUCUUUGCAUCAGAGACAGAUUCUCCUACCACCGACAGUUCAAAACGGAGCGACGACAACUCAAGCCCUCCAGAUGGCCCACCUGUCCUCACCAUUUUGGCUGGCAUCAUUGUGUUCUUUCUGGUCCUCUGGGUAAUCGGAUCGAUCUUCACUUGGAUUGUUGGUUUGGUCUUUGGGGCUGCGAAAUCUUAGAAGUUGAGCCUUAGGGUAGUGCUGCACCUUUUCAGUUGUAUAUAUUUGCUGUGAAGUUCCGCUUAACAGUUCCUGGAUCAUUCCAUUUUAUGAUUUCUAUUUGAAGUCUCGAAUAAUUAAUUGCAUUGCGUGUUAUCAUUGUUAGCAAAAGCUGUGGAUUACUGCA
Messenger RNA from Brachypodium distachyon (stiff brome), 679 nucleotides. RefSeq lists its product as uncharacterized. Lineage: Eukaryota; Viridiplantae; Streptophyta; Magnoliopsida; Poales; Poaceae. The transcript has 2 exons. Bases 100 to 513 code for a protein of 137 amino acids. The record is from RefSeq and is a predicted model, not a curated record.